UGCCAAACUGGCACGCGGUCUGCUCAGCAUGACUCAGCAUAUGACGACUUCCCUGGUUAACAGCCGUUUUGAUGUAGUUUUUCGUCCUACUACAUUUAACCGCCGGCACCAUCUCUCGCUAUCCCGCCCAUCAGCGUCACUGAUUCAAAUUUGCAGCCUCGGCAGCGGGAGAGAAAGCACAGAGCCACGGCUGAUCACAGACGCUCACACACUCAGGAGCAGAGGCAGCGAGAGGAUCUCACACACACACACACACUCACACACACACUCACAGCGAGUGAGGGCUCGAGGAUUCGUCAGUGCUUUCUUUUUCACUUGCAUGAACGCAACUGUAGACCCUCCCAGGAUCUAAAGAUGUGGACAGAGGUCGGAAAGCUUGUGCUGUUACAUUUGUUACUCAUGGAGCUCCGCUGCGCUGAAGGAACUCAUACGCAGUCGGAGUGUGAAACUGGGCAGUUUCAGUGCAAGAAUGGACGGUGCAUCCCGACCCUGUGGAGAUGUGAUGAUGAUGAUGAUUGCUCAGACAGCAGCGACGAGGAGAACUGUCCAAAGAAGACAUGUGCGACCACAGACUUCACCUGUAAGAAUGGGCAGUGUGUUCCUGCUAGGUGGCGCUGUGAUGGAGAACCGGAGUGUGCAGACGGUUCAGACGAGGCUGAUGCCAUCUGCAGCCGGCAGACCUGUCCACCGGAGAAGUUUGACUGCGGAGGAGCUGUCAGCAAAUGUGUCUCAUUGUCAUGGCGCUGCGACGGGGAGCGGGACUGCGAGAACGGCGCAGACGAGGAGCAGUGCGCUGCAGAUGCCAAGGCUUGCCCCUCCAAAGAUUUCCAGUGCCGUAAUGGGAAAUGUGUGGCACCACUCUUCGUUUGUGAUGGCGACGACGACUGUGGGGACGCCAGCGAUGAGGAUAAAUGCUCGGCUCCCACCUGUGGCCAACAUGAGUUCCGCUGCAAUGACUCCGAGUGCAUCCCCGCCCUGUGGAGUUGCGAUGGCGACCCGGACUGCAAGGACAAGUCCGAUGAAUCCAUGGAGCGCUGCAGUCGGAGGACGGAGCCCCAGAAACCCCGCUGCCCAGUGGGCGAGUUCCAGUGUGGGAGUGGAGAGUGUGUCCACAUGAACUGGAAGUGUGACGGAGACGCAGACUGCAAGGACAAAUCGGACGAGGCAAACUGUCCCCUGCUUACAUGUCGCCCUGAUGAGUUCCAGUGUGGUGAUGGAUCCUGUAUCCACGGCACCAAACAGUGCAACAAAGUUCACGACUGUCCGGACUACAGCGAUGAAGCUGGCUGCAUCAACGUUACAAAGUGCGACGGGCCAAGAAGGUUCCGCUGUAAGAACGGGGAGUGUAUCGACAGCAGCAAGGUGUGUGACAAUGUGAAAGACUGCAAGGACUGGUCUGAUGAACCCAUGAAGGAGUGCGGCCUGAAUGAGUGUGCGGACAACAAUGGUGGCUGCUCCCACAUCUGCAGGGACCGGAGAAUUGGUUAUGAGUGUGACUGUCCCACUGGAUACAAACUCCUUGACAAAAAGACUUGUGGAGACAUAGACGAAUGUGAGAACCCCGAUGCUUGCAGUCAGAUCUGCAUCAACUACAAAGGAGAUUAUAAGUGUGAAUGCUACGAAGGCUAUGAGAUGGACCCUGCCUCUAAGACCUGCAAAGCCGUGGGAAAGAGUCCGUACCUGAUGUUCACCAACCGCCAUGAGAUCCGUCGCAUUGACCUGCUGAAGAGUGAAUACGCGCAGGUUGUUCCCACACUGAAGAACGCUGUGGCCCUGGAUGUGGACGUGUCCACCAACAAGAUGUUCUGGUGUGACCUGUAUCAUCGGAAAAUAUACAGUGCUUACAUCAACAAGGCCAGUGACUCGUCACAGCAAGUGACUCUCAUCGACUCGCUCCACUCCCCUGAGGGCCUGGCCGUGGACUGGGUCCACAAGAACAUCUACUGGACUGACUCGGGCAACAAGAGCAUCUCCGUCGCCACGGGAGACGGCAGGAAGAGGAAAGUGCUGAUAGCCACCGACCUGAGCGAGCCACGGGCCAUUGCUGUGGAUCCUCACCAAGGGUUUAUGUAUUGGUCAGACUGGGGAGGUCAGGCCAAAAUUGAGAAGUCUGGGUUGAAUGGAGUGGACCGACAAGUUCUGGUGUCUGAACACAUCGAGUGGCCCAAUGGAAUCACUCUGGACUUGUCUAACAGGCGUCUCUACUGGGUGGAUUCCAAGCUGCACCUGCUGUCCAGUGUUGAUCUGAAUGGAGGCAACCGCAAAGUGCUGCUGUCCUCCCAUGACCACCUGGGACACCCCUUCGCCCUCACUGUUUUCGAGGAUCGCAUAUAUUGGACAGACUUGGAGGAUGAAGCGAUUUACAGUGCCAACCGACUGACAGGAAACGAUGUGGCAAAGGUGGCAGAGCACCUCAACAACCCCCUGGACCUGGUGGUGUUUCACGAGCAGAAGCAGCCCAAGGCCCCCGACACCUGCAACAUGGGAAGUCUGCCUAACGGCGGCUGUGAGUACCUCUGUUUGAAGGCCCCACAGAUCACAGACCACUCCCCAAAGUACACCUGUGCCUGUCCGGAUGGCAUGGAGCUGGGACCAGACAUGAGGCGCUGUGCGAUAGUUCGACCAAGAACAACUACAGCUGCUCCAACCACCACCACCACCACCACCACUACCACUACCACUACAACAAGCACCACACCAACCACCACCAUUAUUAGCACCACCACGACUCCACCCACCACCACAACUGCAAGCACCACUGCCAGCUCUGCUGCCCCAACACUCAGGCCCUGGAACAGACGCGUGACGACGCCGGCCAGUCCACAGGCCCCCAGGAGCACCUCUACGGAGCAGCCUCACACCCCCGCUGCCACGAGUACAGAGACAACCAGCUUCAGCAGCACAAGUCAGACGUCCACGUCCACACAUACACCCCUGUUGGCCCCGCUGGCCCCCAACACCAUUCAAAGAGAGAGCAACGGCAACCUCUCACACAGAGCUGCGAGUGAUCACUACCUCAUAGGUAACAACAUCACAGUAGCUGUUCUGGGGAUAGUCAUUCCUAUCGUCCCUAUCCUUGCCACAGUGGUCAUCGGAUUACUCUGCACCGGUGGAUACCUGGUUUGGCGCAAUUGGCGACGCAAGAACACCAAGAGCAUGAACUUCGACAACCCUGUUUACCGCAAAACCACAGAGGACGACGACGAUGAAAUCCACAUCGGGCGACACAGCGAAUCCAUCGGUCACGUGUACCCACCACGCGUGGCUCUCAGUCUGGAGGAUGAUGGCUAUCCCUGAGGGGGGGGAAGGCGUCCUGCCCCCCUCCUCCCCAUGGCCCCUCCAUCACCACAGCCUCUGCACACUACAAUGAGGCCAGUACAACGCAGACGAGAGAGAGAGAAGGAGUCCUCAUUUUGCCUCCACUUUUAAGGAGCGGGGAUGACAUGUACAUCCCUCCUACUGUCUCCACUGGAGUAACAUUACUACCACUACUAGCCACUACUACUUCCCUUUGUGCUAGUCUAAUUGUAGUCUCUGCUCCACUCCUCUCUUCUCUCCGCCUCUUGUUAGCUGUAGUGGUGUGUAAAAUGCUGCUUGAUGACUUCAUUCAGACUAACCUCAUUUGGCUGUCUCAGUGCACAUUGUAAAUAGGAGGCUGUCUGGCCACUGUACAAGGGGAAAAAGCUGGCAUGUGUUAUUUUUAAUUCCUCACAUUAUGACUUUUUAUUUAUUUGCUGUUGUAAAUAUGUAAUCAGCGUCUCUCAGUGCACAGCACUAAAGGCAGUUUUGUUCACGAGGAUAAACAGUAGUAGGCAAGGAUGUUAUUUUUCUUCAUAAUUCCCUUUACAUCUUGAGUAGACAUGACUGAUUUUUUUUGGUGGGGGGUGUUGUCCUUUCUCUCUGCCAGGCUCUCAGAUUUGCCCUCUUGGCAUACUGUAUGUAGGCAGGCAAAACUAAAUAUAGCCAAGGGGAAAGCAGACGGAAAAAAUGAUGGGUUGUCUGCAUGUUUGGAGGUGAUUUUGGGGUGAAAGAGAGUAAGAGAAUAUCUUUUUUUCCUUUGGAGUAGAAUAGGAGGAUUUGUGCCACCAGGGGGUAGCGCCUCAAGGCAAAAAUCAGCAGGGCAGAAAAGUCAAAAGAUUAUGAGUAAUCCUCUCUCCUAGUAUCAGAGGUGUGCCUGCAGUCGAUAAUGAACUUGGGAUUGUUUGUUUAUCUGCGUGUGUUCCUGACUUUUUGUUUGUCUUUGAGUAUACAGCCAUGAAAAUUUUGGAGAUAAAUCUUCAUAAUCAGGCAGCAGAGUGUUACAAAACACCUCCCUGGGAGAUACAAAAACUGUGCUGUCAAUUUUAACUGCUACCAAACACAGAUAUUAGUCAUUUUGAACUGUGGCACCCCAUGAGCGUUGAUCCCAGAGGGUCAGUGGCUUCACACCACUGUUUUUGGUCUUUGUGAGCAUGACAGCUUCUCCGUCUUUAGUCCCCCUUUUAACAGUCUGUGGCUGUGCUUUUUUCUAGAUUAGAUGGUGUAGAAAAAGAGCCCCCGUUUAGAGGGAAUUACUCUCUGCUGUCACUGACUGUUCAAAGUGGUUGUUAGUGGCCCUGUUUUGUAUGAGCAGAUGAGAAUAAUACGCUGAGGCUGACUGAGCUGAGCACUGAUUUGAUUUGAAAGCUGGUUAGAGAAGAAACGUGUAAACCCGCGUAAAGAGCUGAUCUUCCAUUGGCUUGCCACAGACAUGCUUCCAGCUAAUUGAAUCAGAUGGAAUUUUUGCUCACUGACUAUCAAAAUAAUUGCUCACAAGCAGUUGUAAUGGUGAAUUAGAAGAAACAAGCAGUUAUGACCGAUUAUUCCUUUUCUGGAUGUCAUGAAGUCUCAAUAGAGGUUUUUUUGAAGGUGUUAAGCACACUUAUAAUGCAUUACAUCAGGUACAGAGGUGUUUUACGUUAUCUGAACUAUACAUACAACACUGGUCUUCCAUUCUUAGAAUAACAAAUUUGAACAAUGUUGCAUUUCAGCUCAGAGGCGGUCACAUCCAGUCUUUUCAUAAACUUCAUAAAUGGCUGAAUAACAAAAAGAAGGAUGCAAACAUUAAAAGUCUUCCCGUAUAGGCUCAGCAUAUGUAUUCAUCCAACUAUACAGACAGCAUGUGCAUACAAACAAACAGUUGAUUAAUGGUAGUCAUUAUUCAUAGUUUUUGCUGUUUCCUGCAAAGAUUUGUGCAUUGUAGAUGCUUGGGCAGCCACAAGGAGGGAGGAAAGAAACACAUAAAAACAAUGGUAGGUAGGAAGUGACUGCCAGAAUUUAAAGUAAACUGCAAGCGAACAGGUUUGUGCUCCGAAGAUGAAUGGUGGGUCAUUUAUUUUAGCUGGAUUUCUGCUGAUGGUGUGUCGCAGUACUCUGAAACUCACUCUGCUCGCCUCCCUCAGACGAGUGCCACUCUGCUCUCAGCUUCCGAUGCACAGUGGGGGCUUUGCAUGUGCUGUAUGUGGAGAAUGGCAUGCAAGACAGGUAAAUUAUAGUCAUCUGCAAUACCGCGCUACCCAGCGUCUACCUAAUGAAGGAGGCUUGAGCACAGGGGGGCAGGCCAUCUUUCUUCACCUUAACCUCGUACAGACGAGGUAAAAGAAAAUACAUUACACUGUGGGGGAGACUGUGUCGGCUCAGCUUGAUCCUGUGGCUGAUUUCGUUUUCUUUUUUUAUAUAUAUAUAUAGGUAUAUUUUUUUUUUGACAGAACUUAAGACUGACAUGUAUGAAACAGUUUAAAUGAAUAAAGAUGCAUUUGAUAUUAAACUGUGGUCUGAGGGUAUGUUGGCUGUGGGAAUUGUUCAGAAUUCUCACAGUUACAUACUUCUUAAUUAAAAGUUACUCAUAAGUCCUAGAGGAAAGAUUACGAUGUUGUAAGGUGACAUGAAAGAUGCCAAAGGUGGGAUAUCUUUGUGACUUUUACAUUAAAUAAAUCCCAGACCUGCUAGACUGAACCCUGGGCUCACACAGCUCUGCCCUCCACAUAGUUUCCUUCGUGUCCAUUUAUGCUGCAGGCCCAGUGGAGUUCCAUACUGACGGUUUGCAGUUGGGAGUAUAAAUUGCUUAUUUGUUGAGGUGACUGAGCAUGGCAUUGUGGAAAAUCUAUUAUUGCUACAGUGUGAAGACAGAUUGGCUGUUCCUCUUUGUGGCCACCUUGAGAAUAGCCGUCUCCACCAAAGGACACUGAGAAAGUCUAGAAAGAGACUUUUGUCAUUCAUCAUAUAGCAGAUAGUUGUUAUAGCGGUUGUAGAGGACAUGCUUCAACAGUGUUUUCUGGACAUUCUUGAUUUACAUUUACAGGAAUCGCUUAGGAGCUAAUCAAUGCUCAAAUGGUCCCAUAACCCAUAAAAGUUUUGCCGUUAAACAACUCCAUAAACAACAGCCACAUGCUGAAGAAGUCGAAGAAUAGUUAAUUGUGUGUUUAUGUACAUGUUUAGUUAUUCAGCUAUAUAAUACAGGUAUGAUGUUGUAUAAGUAUACAUGUUUCUCACUCCAGGUCAGUUUUUUUGUUAUUUACUUGAGGUCUUUCUGUGUUAUUGCUGACAUGAAGUUAUUUAACACUAAACACAGAGAUUCAUUGUUCAAGUGCAGCAUGUAUAGCUUGUUGGGCUAUGUUGUGUGGCAGUCUUAAGUUUUGGUGCACUCAUGUUGAGUGCUGAUACACUGAGGGGCUUCAUUUGUAAAACAGAAGUAGUAGUAGUUAUUUAUAAAACCUUGGUUUGAUGUAGAAAUGAUCUUAUGUAUAAGCCCAGUCAAGAGGUGGCACAAGUGAUUUUCCUGCUGGUUAAGUAGGCACUAUUUCUGACCAAACCUUUGUUUGUGCUGGCAUUAUAUAAGGGGAGAUCAGAGGCCAGGUACUGUCAGUUUGAGUUGAUUUGUGGAUCACAGGUGCGUAAGAUAACAAAUGGGAUUCACAGAACCUGCUUAAGCAACGUUUUUUAUUCUCAGCAUCUUUUUAUGAAUCGAAUGUAAGAACACUGUUGGAAAUGAUCUUUAGGCUGAGUUGAAGUAUAAAUCUUUAUUAACAUUUUCAUAAUUGAGGCCCCUGAAGCUGCCUUCAUCAGUUGUUUGUAAGUUUAAAAUGUAAAUGUAAGGAGCUGACUGAACCACCUGAGAAAGGUGGGAUAAGCGCUUUAAUCCCUUGAGGUUGAAGGACAGCUAAUGACAUGGUUUUCAAAAUACAUCUAACUGAGAUGAGAAUGCUGUUUAAUGGUGUGCAGUUAAGUGGGAAAUUUUUAAAUUACAUUUCACAACAAAAGUCUUAUUCCAGUAUACUGAUGACAUGAUUAACUGAUUAACCAUAUAAUGUCAAGUUACUGUAAUCAGAUAUUCUAAAUUGUACAACUACUUCUAAAUCUAAUUCCUCUCAUAUGCAUUUGCAUUGCAUUCGCUUGGACAACAGUACUGGUGUUUACCCUGACAGUUGAUUUACAUAUAACUGAAGAAUUUACAAGCUGAGAUAUUCCUCAAGUUUUAAUGCCAAAACCCAGUUCAAUAAAUAAGAAGUUUGAUUCCAUCGUGGUUAGUUGUUACUAAGAACUUACAAACAGCUGGUGAGAGACAAUUCUGGUUCUAGAUACAAACAUACACUUUGGAUACAAAUAUUUGCAUUCACUAAAAUAUUUUGGUGGCAUAUUCAUGAAUAGAUUUAAACUCCUAAAUUCAUGAAGUGUACCUAACCAAUCCUAAUGCAUCACAAUAGUUCAAACUGAAUUAUGUCAGACCGUCCAUGACCCAGUUGCAUCUGGUUUAUUUUAUGGGAAAGAUUUCUAACCAUUAGCUCUCCAUAACAAAUUCUCACAGGCCAUAAUAGCCCUGUAAUCCAAUAUGACCGUAUGUCAUCAUUAUAGCCUUCCUGAUUUGUGAUCCCUGUCCUGAACUGUCCUGUCUCUCGCCUUUCCCUUCCUCUCCGCUUUCUUCUGAUGGCUGCUUCCAGUCUUUUCUGAGCAGACGAUGCUGCUUUACACAGGAUGUACUCACUGCUGUCUAACAUCACUCACAUCCCUCCACCUCUUCACUUCCUUGAGCUCUGCAUCAAAAGUAACAUCAGCUUUGAGGCUUCUGUGGAUACACCCCUGAAUGUUAGCUCAAACAGCAGAGUCAGCUCUGCUGUCUCUGUGCGCUCUCAUUGUCUCGCCCUCCCAUCUUCAUCUUAGCCAUCGACAUCUUUCCUUUGGCAAGGGCUAUCAGUCUUCGGGUAGACAGACACACACACAUACACUGAAAGCAUGGAAGAGACACUGGAGGAAAUAACUUGGAAUCCCAAAAAUAACAAGGAAACCUCCAGAGCCCUCCCUAUCGUGAACCAACCAACAGGCACGCCCAGGAGAAGCAGCCCCACCACCACCACCCCAACCGGCUACAGUUUUGGACUGCAGAAGGAGCCCUCAUUGACUCUACUUGGCUGGCAAUUAGCUCUUGUUGACCCAGUGACUUUCCUUCACCAACAGGCUCCUCUUAUUGUCAUCAUGUGUUUUUUGGGACUCUUAGUCUGUGUAGUUGUUGUUCUCUUUCUCUCUCCUUGCCGAGCUGUUCUCAGUUUCAUAUUUGAUCUUCUUGAUGUUUGAUUACUUGAAGGGCAGGGCUUAGUUGCCUACAUUAUUUUCUACCAGGCAGUAUAAAAUGAAAGUUGGGGACAGAAGACAGCAAAGGGGAAACUGAAAAUCUGUGAAAUCCUUGUGUGUGUGUGCGUGCGUGCGUGUGUGUGCAUGUUUUUAGUUGGGGUGAUGAUACACAAGGGCAGCAUUUUAUUAAAUGGUGGGACAAGAUCACUGCAAGUAUAAGAAACUAUCGGCUCCAGUUUUUCAAAAUUGUCCACCUGCAUUUUCCUGAAAUGUUGCUGAUGUGUCAUUGCCUGCAAGGAAAAACAAACAAACAUUUGGGGCUCUGUCCAUUCCACAGCCAUACAACAGGCAUUUUUUUACGCUGUUUGUUGCACAAAACUUUUCAAGAAGCCUUCUGCACUGUGUAAAGAGGUAACGUUCUUAGGAGGGGAGGAAAUAAAAAAGGGGGGGGGGGGGGGUGUGGUCCAGUGGUACAGUCCAAUGGUUUUGAAUCGUGACUUGUAAAUACAUUUUCAUACAGCAAAAACUUUUUGAUAAUGUUUUAAAUGUAUCUGUAAAAAAAGAUGUACAUAAACCUCUGGGGUUAAAAGGAGUGUAGACUAUAUAUGAAUUUAUUUGUACACAAGAGCACUGGAUUUAUUUACUACUUGAUUGUAACUAAAAAUUAAUAAUCUGCCAAAGUGUUUUUGUUUUACUUUUUCUCCCGUCUGUUCUGUUUGUUUUUGUUUUGCUUUUUAACAGCAUUGCAGAUUUUUAGUGUUCAUACGGUAUUUAAUUCUGUUGAAUAGAUUUUGUUGUCGUGUGUUUAAAAAAAAAAAAAAAGAUGGGUUAUAAUUUUAAUUUAUUGGUGCCUUGUUUUGUGCUCCUGUAUACUUUUAAUUUUUUUCUGUGUUAUGUGUCUG
This is a messenger RNA of Scatophagus argus, 9485 nucleotides long. It is a transcript of the gene lrp8, whose product is annotated as low density lipoprotein receptor-related protein 8, apolipoprotein e receptor. The transcript has 19 exons. The coding region runs from base 355 to 3297 and encodes 980 amino acids. Gene Ontology annotation, molecular function: protein binding; calcium ion binding. Lineage: Eukaryota; Metazoa; Chordata; Actinopteri; Scatophagidae. The record is from RefSeq and is a predicted model, not a curated record.